Messenger RNA from Penicillium samsonianum, 621 nucleotides. RefSeq lists its product as uncharacterized. NCBI's taxonomy places the organism in Eukaryota, Fungi, Ascomycota, Eurotiomycetes, Eurotiales, Aspergillaceae. Bases 1 to 621 code for a protein of 206 amino acids. The record is from RefSeq and is a predicted model, not a curated record. The transcript is spliced from 2 exons.
AUGAGAGCGAGGCCUGGCGCCAAAUUGGGCUGUGUUUUCUCUAGCGUCAACUCAGCCCCAAGUCAGCCUCGCGCAGACCCACGGGUUGUAACUGGUGACGCGCGCUUCGCACGCUGUGGCCCUGAAACGACACGGGCCGAGAUGGGUGAUAACACGAGGGAUGGACGUUUGAUCUUGAUAAGGGAUUAUCGAGGUAUUUUCCUGGAGACAAAGUUCAUCACCGCCUGCUGCACUUUAUCAAAACCUACCGUGGCCUGGGUGUCAAUGAUUGUUUUUGUACGCGACGGUGAUCCCCUUUUUCUUCAUUUCAUCCCUAAACUUGGCGGCGAAUCUUUCUGCCUGAUCAUAGCGCCGGGCGUCGGCAUGGGUCUUGAGCGCAGCCAGCAUCAUGUUGACACGGUCGAUCGGCUUGUUGGCCCCGACUUUGGAAAUGGCCUUCAUGCCAAUAUCCUCUGCCUCGCUCAUGACGUUUUCAAAAUUUUCCUCCUGGUCCCAAUCGUUGAAGAGUUUCUCAUUGUACAAGGCGCCCUUGAAGCCAGACUUGUCAAUCUCGGUGCUGAAAACGUGGUCCUCACCCUCGCCGACGAGCCCACAGUUGACCUUAUCAAAAUUGGGCGGUAG